AUGAACGACUUAUCUUCCAGCAACGGUCACGGCCAUGAAGACUUAAAAGUGACUCUUCCCAUAGGUGCUGGGACAGCGGCCGACUUGGAAUCCGAAAAGACGCCAUCCCCGGAUAGCAGUGUUGAGGACGUACCGCCAGAUGGCGGGUUUGGUUGGAUUUGCGUGGCUUGUUGUGCUCUGAUAAAUGCGCACACAUGGGGCAUCAAUAGUUCUUAUGGUGUCUUUCUCGCCCACUAUCUUGCGGCCAACACAUUUCCCGGGGCAACUUCUCUUGACUAUGCCUUCGUUGGUGGUCUAUCCAUAUCAUUGGCACUGUUCAUCUCCCCGCUAGCAACAGUAGUGGUCAGUAAACAUGGCACUAAACCCGCCCUUGCUAUCGGGAUCGUACUACAAACUGCUGGCCUGUUGGGGGCCUCGUUUGCAAGCCAGAUUUGGCACUUGUUUCUAUCCCAAGGCAUCGCCUUUGGGUUUGGAAUGGGCUUUUUGUUCAUUGCCAGUGUCAAUAUUGUUCCUCAGUGGUUCAAAAGAAAGAGGUCAUUCGCCAAUGCAAUCUCCGCUGCGGGCAGUGGAAUUGGUGGGUUGAUAUACUCACUCGCUACCAAUGCCAUGAUUCAAUCUAUCGGUCUUGGCUGGGCAUUCAGGGUUCUGGCGAUUGUAUCAUUCGGGGUCAAUGUUGUUUGUACACUGGUAGUCAAAGACAGAAACAAAGCAGUGGGUUCUGUUUUUAAUGCUUUCGAUCCUAAACUCUUAAAGCUAGUCAAUUUUUGGCUUCUAGUAGGAUGGGGUUUCUUUAGUAUCUUAGGAUAUGUCGUUCUACUCUUCUCGCUACCGAGUUAUGCUAGAAGUGUUGGUUUGACCGCACAACAAGGUUCUGUAAUUGGCGCUGUGUUGAAUCUAGGACAAGGUCUUGGCCGCCCACCCGUCGGUUACUUUAGUGAUAGCUUUGGUCGUAUAAACAUGGCCGGAGUAUGUACGUUUAUCUGCGGUGUCCUCUGUCUCGUAUUUUGGACAUUUGCUAAGACAUAUGCGUCGCUAAUCGCUUUCGCACUGAUCGUCGGUUGUGUAUCUGGAACCUUCUGGGCGACCGUUGCACCAGUCGGCGCCGAAGUUGUCGGUAUUCAAACUCUCCCAUCCGCACUUGCACUCCUUUGGAUCUUUCUCGUCCUUCCGUCCACAUUUUCUGAGCCGAUUGCUCUCAAACUUCGUCGAUCGACCGGCAACCAGUUUCUUCACGCCCAAUUAUUCACGGGUUUUAUGUACAUCGCUGCCGCGCUUUGUGCCUGGUUCUUACGUGCUUGGAAGAUUAGGGAAGAGCAACGACUUCAGGAAGAGCUUCAGCGGAAGAAGGAGGAAGCCGGGGCUGGGGCUGGGCUCCAUGGCGGCGACGGUGGUCCUCCCAUUUUGAGGAGACAUGCCAGUAGGGUUAGUACGAUACAGAAAGCUCGAGGCUUCUGGGCGUGGGAACGUGUGUAA
Messenger RNA from Glarea lozoyensis ATCC 20868, 1473 nucleotides. RefSeq names its product MFS general substrate transporter. The record is from RefSeq and is a predicted model, not a curated record. The coding region runs from base 1 to 1473 and encodes 490 amino acids. The transcript is spliced from 6 exons. NCBI's taxonomy places the organism in Eukaryota, Fungi, Ascomycota, Leotiomycetes, Helotiales, Helotiaceae. Gene Ontology annotation, biological process: transmembrane transport. Gene Ontology annotation, molecular function: transmembrane transporter activity.